GGCCCGCUGCCCGAGCACAAAGCCGCCAUCAGCGCUCGCCUACUUCACGGUUGCAGCCGUAGUUCUGGUCCUAGCCGGCAAUGUUCGGCAAGUCCCUGGCGCACGACUGUCCCUCGGGGGGCAACGCACCCCUGCCCGUCCGUCCACAGCUGCAGUCCGGUCCGCCAGCCCCUCGGUCGAGAGCUGCUGUCCAUCGGGAGCUGGUGAGCCACCGCCAUUAGCCCCAUCAGAUCAGCCGGGCCUGCCAAAGCAGCUGAGGUGUGCCCCACCUCCUGAAAAUGGCAUGCUGAAAGCUAAAUAGAGGAACCUGGAUUGUGCAAGGAGAAGUAGUGUUAAGAGGACAAGAGAGCAAAUGGAGAACUUUGCAGUGCGACAGAAGGGUAAAAGAGAAACGCCAGGGGGUGACACACAACUGGAUGACUCUGGGAGCACAGAAAGGCAAAAGAAUGGCCCGGUGGCAUGCCAAAAGGAAAUUGGAAAACCCUGAGGCACACCAAAAAGCACGUGGAAAAGUCUGAGACAGAAGGAAGGCUAAACAGAAGACUUUGUCACGCUUUGCAUGACAAAUGGCAGGCCUUCCUACACACCAAAACGCCCCUAAUGCAUGUAAUGGGGCUCAGUGGGGCUGACAGGAAGUCACCUGUCCCUAUGGAAAUUCCAACCCCCACCACCGAAGGCCCCAGCCCUUGGCGCCAGACACACCAGGAAUGUCUCAGGAGCUGAUGGAUAAUCCAGGACCGGCUUUCAGGACCCUGCACGGCACUGGACGGAUCCUGGCAGCCCCCAGGGUGAUGCAAACAGUUCCUAACAGCCAAAUGUCUGUGGCAAUGUGAGAGAAAUUCACUGCAGCCCUGUGAACAGCACAGGGGUUGCUCUAGAACCUUAAGGAACCUUAAAAUGGUCCAAGAGCCCUUAGGACUGGUCCCCAUCUCCUCAGACACAAUGUGUAACGUGGAGCUCAGUGUUGAGAUGCUUUUUACUGAUUGCAAAAGCUUGUGGGAGCUCCACUCAUGGAUGAUGACAUGGCGUGUCUGUCGGAGACUGGGUGCUGAGACCGGAGGAAGCUGGGUGUGUCCCCCACGGGGUGGUGUUAACACUGGGCAGUGUGUGAGUCCAGCCCCACAGAAAGGAGGCAGGCAGCCCACAUCUUGCUCACUCAGACACACUGCAGUCAUGCCUUCGGAGCACCUCUGGGGAAGCAUCCUUGCUGAGGGCUGUUUGUGCCAUCUGAGAAAGGCACAAUGACAUCUAGUGCUUGGAAGCAGAAAUGAAGCAUAUUCAGACUGAAAAACAAGUUUGUUUUUCCUCCGUGGGAGGAAUCAGCUGUUGGAACAACUUGUCCAAGGAGAGUGUAGACCUGGGCGACCACCACAAACCUGAGUUUAGAAGAGUUUUUAGUUCUUCCAUCAUUGAAAAUGGGCAUCAGUCUUCAUCAGGUCAGGCAAAAGCCUCCCAUGAACUGACCUCUUCUCAUACGUCAGACUCUUCCCCUGAAGCCCAUGCCCCUGCAGUCACCCUACAGAUGCCCCACCUUCCCGUUACUGCAGUAACCAGGAUAUCAGAGAAGUUUUCAGGAGAGACCAUCUGUUCAACAGGAACAACUAAUGUGUCUGCUGGCUUGCUGGGACAGAGCAAGAGCAAAAAUGCGAUGGCAUUGAAAACUCCCAACCAGUCAGUGAAGGCCUGGAAUUCAAGUACGGUGAGAACAAUGGGUUCAUCUGCCACUGGAGAGAAUACCACUUCUGUCACUAAGUCUGUCGCAACUGUGAGCUCUGGGACGAGUAGUGGAACCAAAACUGGUGAAAGUGCCACUGACAGUUACUGUGAUGUGACCUCCAGCUCUCACUCCUCUCCUCCCACUGUACAUCGCCAAGUUGAAAGGAGGCGAGAACUCGUGCGGUCUCAGACACUCCCACGGAUUACAGGAACACAGGCCAGGAAAGCACUUUUCGAUAAAUUUGAACACGAUGGUGGAAAAGGAAAAGGAGAAUCCAGAGCUAAGCUGAAGAGGUCGCAGAGUUUUGGGGUUGCCAGCGCUAGCAGCAUUAAACAAAUUCUGUUAGACUGGUGUCGCUCAAAAACCAUAGGAUACAAGCACAUUGAUCUCCAGAACUUCUCCUCAAGCUGGAAUGAUGGGAUGGCAUUCUGUGCUCUUGUGCAUUCUUUCUUUCCUGAAGCUUUUGAUUAUAAUAAGCUUGACCCAGCUAAUCGCAAGCAGAACUUUGAGCUGGCCUUCACCAUGGCUGAGAAGAUGGCUCACUGCGAUCGUCUGAUAGAAGUGGAUGACAUGAUGGUGAUGGGUCGCAAGCCAGAUCCCAUGUGUGUCUUCACCUAUGUGCAGUCUCUAUACAACCAUCUACGACACUUUGAGUAAAACCAUUGACAUCUCUCCAGCCAGAAGGGUCAAGUACAGCAUGCUAAUGGGAAGAGUGACAUUUUGCAAAUGGAACGCAGUGUUAUUUCUUGCUUUUUACUGUCCCUUUGCUUACAUUCAGCUGCGUGGCUGGCUGACUGAAGUGUUGCUGAGCAGCGCCCCGAAGUGUUGAUCACAUCAGCAUGUCAGUAAUAUAGAAAUACAUUUGAAAAAGACAAAAAAACAUAGGGAAAGGCAAAUGCUGUCAUUUUGGUGCUAGGAGUAGGUUGGAUCUUUAAUAUUCUUGUGUUUAAAGAUCACAGAAAGCUAAUUUGCAGCUCCUGUCUCUCUUAGGCUGGGGACACGGGUUUAUGCAGUGACAAAUAACUGCUGCAAAGGUGUUCUCUCUUAAAAUGCAGGUAAAACUCCAGAAGAUAGCACCUUCGGUUCCACUUCUCCAUUGAGCAUAGCACAAAAGAAAUAGCAGAUGGACAAGGAAAAUUCCAUUUAGCAAAUAAUAA
Molecule: messenger RNA, 2874 nt
Organism: Haliaeetus leucocephalus (bald eagle)
Lineage: Eukaryota; Metazoa; Chordata; Aves; Accipitriformes; Accipitridae
Gene: SMTNL2
Product: smoothelin-like 2
Exons: 9
Coding region: 1268-2374 (368 amino acids)
Biological process (GO): actin cytoskeleton organization; positive regulation of vasoconstriction
Cellular component (GO): M band; I band; filamentous actin
Molecular function (GO): tropomyosin binding; protein phosphatase 1 binding
Source: RefSeq, a predicted model, not a curated record